This is a messenger RNA of Heterostelium album PN500, 690 nucleotides long. Its product is annotated as putative transmembrane protein. Lineage: Eukaryota; Evosea; Eumycetozoa; Acytosteliales; Acytosteliaceae. The transcript has 4 exons. The record is from RefSeq and is a predicted model, not a curated record. Bases 1 to 690 code for a protein of 229 amino acids.
AUGGAUACACAUAUAAAAUCGACAAAUGAGAAUGGAUCGAUUGCAUUCCCAGAGAAUUUUAGAAUCGUAAAACGUGUAACAAACAGUGAAUUCAAUAGAGGCGAUGAUGUUUUGACGACAGGACACUUCUUACGUGGAUCAUAUGAGUAUCCUGCUGAUAAAGGUGCUGUUCUAGUGUUGAGUGCAAUGGGUUGGAGUGAAAUGUCAAUCGUCGACAAAGAGAGAAUAGCUGUUUACUGGGUAGAUCAUCUUCUACAUCCAAUCAAUGGUAUCAUUUGGUCACAAUACAUUGAAGAUGAAUGUUCUCAACAGUUUGGUGGAUCUCUCAAUCUAUUCAAGCCAUCAUUUCACGAACCAAUAGUAGAAUCAUUUAAAGAUGGUUCAACAAGUGUAAUAUAUUGGCAAUAUGAUUUAAGAUAUAAAGUAGUAAGAAAUCAUAGAGUUUUAUUCGAUAAGAAUGGCAAUAUAACAGAGAGAAUAGUAUUGAACUCAUCAUCAUCACAGUUUUAUAAUGGAUUAUCAAUAUCUUUAGGUGUUUUAGCUGUUACUUUUGCUUCAUAUUAUUGUUUGUGUAAAUCAUUGGAAUCAUUUAUAGCAUUACCCUGUGUAUUUACAACAAAUAAACCACCAUGUUUUGUGCUCAAACAUCUGACUGGUGGUGAUUAUAAUACACUUGAAUGUUGGACAUAG